CUGUUCGCUGCUGCACACUCGAUGACUCUAUUUCUCUGCAAUUUUCAUUCUCUCUUUUUAAUGCUCUGCGUACACGCGUCAAAUUCUAGAUUUUUUUCCCCGAGAAUCGCAGAGAAAACCAGGGUGCUAUUUUCCUUGGUUUCCAAACGCAUGCUUUUCUAUCUUGCAUUGCGGUUAGAAUAGGAAAUUCGAGAGUGUUGCAGGGCGAUUUUUCCUCUGUGUCUCUGUAGAUUUCAAGUUCUAUGCGCGUCAAACCGAGUUUUGCUGAGAAACGCAGAGGAAAUUAGGGGUUUUUUUUUUCUUGGUUUCGGAACGCAAACUUCUGCUCCUUACAUUGUCAUUGGAGCGGGAAAUUUGAGAGUUUUUAGAAGCGAUUUUCCCUGCAGUUUCAAGCUUUACUCUUAAGGCAGGGAAAAUAAGGGCAUUGUUUUAUUGUGGUGCAAACGUAAGUUAUGUAUGUUGCAUUGGCGAUUAGAAAAUAGGAAAUUUGAUAGGAUUGUGAAGCGAGUUUCCUUUUAUUUCUCUGCAAAUCGGGAGAUGUGCAGUUUUGAUGAGAAAAGCAGAGAAAAUUAGGGCGUUAUUUUGUUGUCACACAACGCAAGGCUGAUACCUUGCAUUGCCGUUAGAGUCGGAAAUUUGAUCGUGGAGCGGUCUUGAUCAUGAUGGAUUCUCUGAAGAAGUCGAUUAAGUCUCAUGGUUCUUAUAAGAAUACGAAAAUCUCGGCUGGUGGACCUGACGAUUCGAUUGGUGAACAACAGCCGAUUUUGAUGCAUCACAAUGGUGACAGAACGAGGUCAGGAGAUUCUGGCGAGGUUGAUCGGAAAGAGUUUAUAGUGAAGAUCGACGGCGAGGAUGAGGGUGGCAGAGGCCGCAGCAGCAGCGGCGGUGGUGGUGUCAGCGGCAGCAGUGGUAGCCGUGGUAGCAGUGGUAGCCGUGGUAGCGGUGCAAGCAAGAUAUGGAGAGAACCGAGCUAUGAAUUUUGGAGAGAUGGAGGCGAGAUUGAACGAAAAAGUGGUGGGAGUUUUCAGUUCCAGCAGCCGUUGGCGACGGAGGAUCCACCGUCUAAGCUGAUUGGCCAGUUCUUACACAAACAGAAAGCGUCGGGUGAUUUUUCUCUUGAUAUGGAUAUGGAAAUGGAAGAGCUGAGAGAUGAGAAGAGCGAGCCUCCGAUGCCAGAGAGUAACAUGCACCCAAUGAUGUCAUCCAGAGAGAUGAAGGUAUCGUUUCAACCUCAGACCACCGGAGCAGAUGAAAUGAGAUCUGAAACCGUUAGAAGAUCCUACAUCGAUAAGGAAGGUUCCGAUAAGGAUGGUUCUGAUGAAGAUGACAUUAAACGAGACAAUUGCGACAAUCCGGAUGGUGAAGUUUUGAUGUGUACUUCAAACAUGGAGUUUCAAAGGAAGUCGACUUUGUUAAGAAACAAGACCAAGUCAAGGUUGGCAGAUCGUACCGAAUAUGUAAUGAAGUCCGGGUUAGUGCCCAAAUCAGGUCUGUUGCCAAAGUCUGGGAUGUUGAAAUCAGGAUUGUUGGGGAAAUCUGAGGAAGACGAAGAAGAUCCGUUCUUCGUGGACGACCUACCCGAGGAGUUCAAGCGGUCAAAUUUUAGUUUUUGGACUAUUCUUCAAUGGUUAAUUCUCAUUUUGUUGGUGGCAGUAUUAGUUUGUAGUCUCACGAUACCUCUAUUCAAGGAUAGGAUUCUUUGGAAACUCAGGUUGUGGAGAUGGGAAGUGAUGGUUUUGGUAUUGAUAUGUGGUAGAUUAGUUUCUGGCUGGGGGAUACGGCUCGUGGUUUUCUUUAUUGAAAGAAAUUUUCUUCUUCGGAAACGGGUAUUGUAUUUUGUGUAUGGAUUGAGGAAGGCAGUUCAGAAUUGUCUGUGGUUGGGUCUUGUUCUGAUUGCUUGGCAUAUUAUGUUUGAUAAGAAGGUUGAGAGGGAGACAAAGAACGAUUCUCUUAAGUAUGUAACUAAGAUUUUGGUAUGCCUCUUGGUGGGUGUCUUGUUAUGGCUACUAAAGACCCUCAUGGUUAAGGUCCUUGCAUCUUCCUUCCAUGUGAGCACAUUCUUUGAUCGAAUUCAGGAGGCUUUAUUUAAUCAAUAUGUGAUUGAGACUCUAUCGGGUCGACCCUCGCUUGAGAUACAGCACCAUAAGGAUGAGGAGCAGAGUGUUUUGGCUGAAGUUACGAAGCUUCAGAAUGCAGGAAUUACAGUGCCCCCUGAACUCAGGGCAGCUGCCCUCCGGCCAUCGAGUGGGAGGGUGAUAGGGAGCGGAGGUCUCCAGAAAGGCUCUGUAGGAAAAAGUCUAAGACUGUCAAGGACAAUUUCAAAAAAGCAAGAUGAGGGGAUAACAAUUGAUGACUUGCACAAGCUUAAUCAUGAGAAUGUUUCUGCCUGGAACAUGAAGAGGUUAAUGCAUAUGGUGCGGCAUGGGUCCCUUGCUACACUGGAUGAGCAAAUUCAUGAUUCAACUCACAAGGACGAGUCUGCAACGCAGAUUAAGAGUGAACAUGAGGCAAAAAUUGCGGCAAGGAAAAUAUUUCACAAUGUAGCCAAGCCAAAUUGCAAAUACAUUGACCUGGAGGAUAUAAUGCGCUUCAUGCGAGAAGAUGAAGCUUUGAAAACCAUGAGUCUGUUUGAAGGAGCAUCCCAAAGUGGGAAAAUCAGCAAGUCAGCCUUGAAGAACUGGGUGGUUAAUGCUUUCAGAGAAAGGCGAGCACUUGCUUUGACAUUGAAUGACACAAAAACAGCCGUUAACAAACUUCAUCAAAUGGUGAAUGUUGUAGUUGUCAUAAUCGUAUUGAUCACCUCGCUUCUUAUACUAGGAAUUGCAACAAAGCAAUUCAUGACCUACUUAAGCUCUCAGCUCCUCCUAGUCGCAUUUAUAUUUGGAAACACCUGCAAAAAUAUAUUUGAAGCCAUAAUCUUCUUAUUUGUGAUGCAUCCUUUUGAUGUGGGUGAUCGGUGUGAGAUUGAUGGAGUUCAGAUGAUAGUGGAAGAGAUGAACAUCUUGACUACUGUCUUUCUAAGGGGCGACAACCAGAAGAUCGUGUUCCCAAACAGCACUCUUGCUACAAGGCCCAUUGGCAAUUACUAUCGUAGUCCUGACAUGGGAGAUUCAGUUGAAUUCCUCGUCCAUAUUGCAACUCCAGCAGAGAAGAUUGCCAUCAUAAGACAGAGAAUAUUAAGUUACAUGGAGAGCAAGAAAGACCACUGGGCUCCUUCACCCAUGGUUAUUGUAAAGGACUUGGAGGGGUUGAACCAGCUGAGGGUGGCGGUUUGGAUGAGCCACACAAUAAACCACCAAAAUAUGGGGGAGAGGUGGACAAGGAGAUGCCUUCUGGUCGACGAGAUAGUCAAAAUUCUGAGGGAGGUCGACAUUGAGUAUCGCAUGAUACCGUUGGACAUCAACGUCCGCUCCAUGCCCAUGCCAUCCCCUGUGACUUCCAGUCGCCUUCCCCCUUCCUGGACAGCUAGUGGCGGAAACUGAUCAAAAGCUUAUACCUUUCGCUUUGAUUCAGGUCCUUGAGAGGCUUCAAGCGCCAUGGCUGCAAUGCCCAAGCGCCAACCACCACUGCUGGAGAUGGGGUUCAUGGAGAAGCGAGAUGAGAUGACAGGGAAGCUCCAAGCGGCUUCUUCGGCAAUACAGAGCUGCUCGCAGGAGAAUGGAGAGAGGGUGAUGUUCCAUUUCUUCACCCUGCACUCCUGCCUCUUCUCUCUUCAUCAAUAGAUUUUUAGCUUUUCCAUUUUUUUUUUCUUUUUCUCUGCAUUAUUUAAAUCACUCUUUGUUUAUCAUUAGACGGUGGAAACUAAAAAACAAAUGUAAGGAUUGGUCACUUUAAGCAGUAGAGUUCUUCUUUUGGAUCUUCCCAUUCACUGGGGAAGGGA
Molecule: messenger RNA, 3880 nt
Organism: Vitis vinifera (wine grape)
Lineage: Eukaryota; Viridiplantae; Streptophyta; Magnoliopsida; Vitales; Vitaceae
Product: mechanosensitive ion channel protein 6
Exons: 5
Coding region: 660-3482 (940 amino acids)
Biological process (GO): transmembrane transport; monoatomic anion transport
Cellular component (GO): plasma membrane
Molecular function (GO): mechanosensitive monoatomic ion channel activity
Source: RefSeq, a predicted model, not a curated record